UCCCUCCCUCCCUCCCUCCCUGUAGAGCAGAAAUGCAGCAGAGCUUGAUCUGACUUGUCCUUGCUGCUGGAAGUGUUUUCUUGCUCCUCGGAACUUAUUUGGGUGCCACACUCACGCUGUGAUAUGGCCGUUUCUGUUUCUCUCCAGAUUCUGGGGCUCAUCAUGCUCGCAGCAAUCCUCCUGCAGACCAUCGCAGUUGCCGUCAGUUUUGUGUACUUCAACAAAGUUCUGAGCACGAUGCAGGAGAGUUUCUCCCGCAGUAGCGUGUCCUGUCUGAUCAACGCAAAUCUGCGCUCUGAAGUCGAAGAUUCAGCCGAGGACAAGAAGAGGGACCCCUGCUGGCAAGUCACGCAACAGCUCCACUACCACAUAGAGAAGACGAUGGCUGACAGAUUGCAGAAGGAGAUAUCUACUGCUAUGAAAAAUAAGCUGACGGGAGUGUUACCAUUCCUUAGCCCGGGGGUCCCUCUCCCUAAAGUUGCUGCCCAUGUGACCGGUAUCAUCUCGCCCACAGAGCCUCCAACAGCAGAUGUCCCUCGGAGCAGAAGGGGGUACCUGGGGGAGCGAAUCAGAGCGUGGGAAGGCCAUAGAGGUCUGUCCUUCCUGCAGAACAUGGAGCUGAGGGGAGGAGAGCUGCUGGUGCCCAGAGCAGGUCUCUACUACAUCUAUGGCCAGACCUACUUCAGACUGCCCUCCACAGGGGAGACAGAUGGGGAGGCAAAAGAGGAGGAAGGAGCACAGCUUAUCCAGUAUAUCUACAAGAAGAUGAGUUCCUACACGGUGCCCAUCCUGCUGAUGAAAUCCUCCCGGAGUGCCUGCUGGCCUCGGGGUCAAGAGCCUGGUCUCUUCUCGCUGCAUCAGGCCGGUACUGCCUUUCUACAGCCGGCUGACCGCCUCUUCAUCACCGUUAGCAAUGCCAGCGCCAUGGAGAUGGACGGGAGGGCGAGCUACUUUGGGGCCUUCCUCGUCGGCUAAAGAGAGAAAACAUUCCGGGUUGAAGUGUCCGGGACUGGGAUGACUUGAUAUAGACUUCGACAAAAGUGAACCCAAAUGUCAGGGGUUUGCUGUAUAAUAGCAGCUGCUAGAGGGUACAGGAUUGAGGAAGAAGACUGAGGAGUGGAAAGGAUUUCUUCAGGACCAUGGAGCUGUAAGGAUAUGAGGAAACAGAGCUGCAGUGGCAAACUCUCAGCUGCCAGAAGGAGGAAGAGCCAUUGCUGUGCAUUUACUCCAGCAGAUACCCUUAAACCUAACACAGGUUAUUGAUUCUGUUUUUCAGGCUAGUUAACAGGAUGUACCGUGUGACAACAUGGAUUAUGUGGUGCUUUCAGAAUAGAGGAGGCCUUUGGAGAAGUACAAUACAAGCAGAUUAAAAGUUGUGCUCAUGUGUGGAUGACUUGUAUUGAGGACAGAGAGCUGUUUUGCUUGCAGGUCAAGUUGUCAUCGUCAGGAUAUGACCGUGCGAUUGGGAACACAACACUUGUCUUCUAUGAAAAAUAAGUAUCAAAAAAUGCCAAUGAAUCUUCUGUUUACAGUACUUUUGGUUGAAUUUCCUCUUUGUGCGAAGUCUUGUUAUAAAUGUAUCGCGUGACACAGAUCAAGAUGUCCUGCGGGCUUGAAGAGAAGCACUGAUCGAGUAUGAAUGGACUGAGUAUUAAGUGUUUUCUGACACAUUAACGCUUCUAUAUCCAAUGGAUACCAAUAAACAUUUUGUAAUGCUGGUUAAAUUCAUUUACAAAUGGUUGCUAUAAAGAUUAAAUGUAAAAAUA
Molecule: messenger RNA, 1766 nt
Organism: Cottoperca gobio
Lineage: Eukaryota; Metazoa; Chordata; Actinopteri; Perciformes; Bovichtidae
Product: tumor necrosis factor ligand superfamily member 10-like
Exons: 6
Coding region: 124-975 (283 amino acids)
Biological process (GO): immune response
Cellular component (GO): membrane
Molecular function (GO): tumor necrosis factor receptor binding
Source: RefSeq, a predicted model, not a curated record